AUGUUAAUCAUCAUUAACAAAAGAAAUCAAAAUAGAAAGACUACUUAAAAACUUAAAUAUUUAGAUUCUGUCUAAGAAUAGCCAAGAAGAGCAAGUUGCUGUUGUGAUAAUUGUGGCAAAUUAACUCAUUUUUAACAAAUUUAUCAGAAUUCUCCUUUGGUAGUUCAACAACAUUAUGUUUAAAAAUAAUAACAGAGUUUACUAAUUGAAUGUAAACCCUUAAAGAAAAUGAUUUCUACUAGUUUUCAUCUCUCUAACAAAAAUACUACUCCAAUCAAAAAAAGAAGACAUAGUUGUAAAUGUCAACAAUGUGGUUAAGAAACUCUAUUUUAAAAGAAUACUUGUUAUAAGAUCCCUAUAAGAUAACCUAUUAAAAGUCCUCAUUUCAAAACAUUCAUUAUAAAGAAAUCUCUAGGAAAAGUAUUUUAAGAAUUCUCAGAUGUUAAAAAAACAUAUCCUUUAACAUCUCGAUCCCAUAAAGAUGUUUUAAUAAAAUCUCCAAUUCUUGUUAAUAGACUAAAAACAGGUUCCUGUCUGCUUCCUCUUUAAAAUUCCUAAAGUUUUAAAUAUUAAGUUAAAACUAAUAAGUAAUUAGUGGAAUUAAAUAGAUUUAAGAAUGGAAAUUCAUCAGAGAAAUGUAAAUAUUUAGUCAAUAAACAUGAACAUAUAAUUCCUACAACAACUAUAAGAUUAAAGACUAUUUUUAAUUGA
Messenger RNA from Paramecium pentaurelia, 711 nucleotides. Lineage: Eukaryota; Ciliophora; Oligohymenophorea; Peniculida; Parameciidae. The record is from the annotation of a GenBank genome assembly.